AUGAAAGUCAUCGUCGUCGGAAGUGGGCUGGCAGGACCAGCAAUGGCCCUCGCGCUCAAACGACACAACAUAUCCUGCAAAGUUUUUGAUUUGCGCGACGAGGCUGCAUUUGACGGCGGCUUCGUGGCCCUGGCGCCCAAUGCGCUCCGCGCCCUCGACCGGAUCGGAGUGUACGACCGAAUCAGGACUCAGGGCUGGAACUAUGAGGAGUUCCGCUUCCUGUCGUCCAGGAACCUGAGCCGCAUCGGCACAGUGCUGAACGGCAGUCAGAGCCGAUACGGGUACAAGGCGCUGCGCGUGUCCCGGGGCAUCGUGCGGCAGACGCUGAUGGACGUUCUUCGCGAGCGCGACAUCGAGCUACACCUCAACGCCCGAUGCGUGCAGAUUGAAGAGACGGAUCACGCGACCGUCCUUGUCACGUUUGCCGACGGACACACCGAGGAGGCCGACUUCCUGAUCGGCGCCGACGGCAUCCAUUCGUGCGUCCGCACGUACGUCGCUCCCGACGCCGUGCCCACGUUCAGCGGCCAGAUCGGCGUCGGCGGGUCGCUUCCCAAGGCCAAGCUGCUGAUGCGGCCUGGCGAGGACAUGUACAUGCCGUGCUUGAUCCUGGGGAAGUUGAACUCGUUCAUGUUCAUGCCCACAUCCUACACGGGGGAUCGGGUGAGCUGUUUCGCGACGGUCGAGGCCAAGGACCGGAGUCGCCAGGAGUGGGCGAAGCUGCAAAACGACCAUGCCGCGCUGUACAAGAUGCUGCAGUCGCAUCACGAGAACGAGACGUGGCCCGAGAUUGUCCGCGUCGCCUCGCAAGGUGUCGAACUGUCCUCGCUCUCCUUGUGGCCCACCUCCGGCCGAGUCAUCAUCAUCGGCGACGCCGCCCACGCCAUGCCCCCCACCGGCGGCCAAGGUGCCGCAAUGGCAUUCGAAGACGCCCUGACCCUCGCCGACACUCUCGCCUCGCUAAAUAAACCCGAGUCAUCACGCGACCAAGACAAUCAACACCAGCAAGUCCUUCGCGAGUGGCAAACGGCCCGCAGAGCGCGUGUCAAGAAGAUCCUCGCCUUCACGUCCCGGGGCGGCGACAUGAGGAAGUCCUCGACCAGCACGUUCCGCCAACUGCUCAAGGAGUGGGUCAUGUGGGCGUACUUCCUGUUCGUGGGCAAGGACGCCGGGUUGUCGUGGAUUUACGAGUUUGACCCCCAAAAAGGUGCGGGUGCGGGCGCGGGCAGGGGUGGUCGUACCUAG
Messenger RNA from Fonsecaea nubica, 1245 nucleotides. RefSeq lists its product as hypothetical. The transcript has 2 exons. The record is from RefSeq and is a predicted model, not a curated record. The coding region runs from base 1 to 1245 and encodes 414 amino acids. Lineage: Eukaryota; Fungi; Ascomycota; Eurotiomycetes; Chaetothyriales; Herpotrichiellaceae. Gene Ontology annotation, molecular function: monooxygenase activity; FAD binding.